This is a messenger RNA of Trichophyton verrucosum HKI 0517, 1140 nucleotides long. RefSeq lists its product as uncharacterized. Gene Ontology annotation, biological process: proteasome-mediated ubiquitin-dependent protein catabolic process; nucleotide-excision repair. The transcript is spliced from 7 exons. The record is from RefSeq and is a predicted model, not a curated record. NCBI's taxonomy places the organism in Eukaryota, Fungi, Ascomycota, Eurotiomycetes, Onygenales, Arthrodermataceae. Gene Ontology annotation, cellular component: cytosol; nucleoplasm. Gene Ontology annotation, molecular function: ubiquitin binding; damaged DNA binding; polyubiquitin modification-dependent protein binding. The coding region runs from base 1 to 1140 and encodes 379 amino acids.
AUGAAGCUCACUUUCAGGGAUCUGAAGCAGCAGAAGUUUGUGAUAGAUGCUGAGCCCUCCGACAAGAUCUUAGAUGUCAAGGAGAAGAUCGCAUCUGAGAAAGGAUGGCCUGCAUCGCAGCAGAAGCUCAUAUACUCGGGCAAGAUUCUACAAGAUGACAACACAGUCGAGUCAUAUAACAUCGAGGAGAAGGGCUUCAUAGUAUGCAUGGUGUCCAAGCCAAAGGCCGCUCCCUCGGCUUCUGCGGCCUCCUCAUCCCAGACACCGGCUGCUGCACCAUCCGCUCCCGCUCCCACCACUCCCUCAGCUCCUACCCGUGCAAAUGCUCCCGCUUCAGAGACUCCCGCUACCCCUUCGCCUGCCGGAGGUGCCAGCUCAGGUGCCACAUUUAACGACCCAUCUGCUCUUUUGAUGGGUAACCAGGGCCAGGAAGCUAUCACACAGAUGUUGGCCAUGGGUUUCUCGAGAGGCGAUAUCGACCGUGCCAUGAGAGCUGCGUACUUCAACCCAGACCGUGCCAUUGAAUAUCUGCUAAACGGUAUUCCUGAAGAAUCCGAGAGAGCUCCUAGUGCCCCCGCUGCAGCAGGAGGCGCCGCCAGACCCUCCGCCGCCUCCGAAGAGCCGUCUGACGCGCAGGUCCAGGAAUCCCUAAAUCUCUUUGAACAAGCCGCCGCGCAAGCCAGCGGAGGCGGAGGUGCUCGUGGUCGUGGUGCUGGUGCCGGUGCUGGUGCCGGGGCAGGCGCAGAAGAAACCGCAGGCAGCCUUGGUAGCCUAGAGUUCUUGCGCAACAACCCUCAUUUCCAGCAGCUCCGACAGCUUGUCCAGCAGCAGCCGCAGAUGCUCGAGCCCAUCCUUCAGCAGGUUGGUGCCGGAAAUCCUCAGCUCGCUCAAUUGAUCGGCCAGAACCAGGAGCAGUUCCUACAGCUGCUCAGUGAGGACGUCGAUGACGAAACACAGCUGCCACCGGGUGCUCAGUCCAUCAGUGUAACGGAGGAGGAGAGAGACGCGAUUGAGAGACUCUGCCGUCUGGGCUUCUCUCGCGACUCCGUCAUCCAGGCUUACUUUGCCUGCGACAAGAACGAAGAGCUGGCAGCCAACUUCCUAUUCGACCAGCCGGACGAAAACGAAGACCAACAGUAG